Molecule: messenger RNA, 5178 nt
Organism: Psammomys obesus (fat sand rat)
Lineage: Eukaryota; Metazoa; Chordata; Mammalia; Rodentia; Muridae
Gene: Efr3a
Product: EFR3 homolog A
Exons: 23
Coding region: 194-2653 (819 amino acids)
Biological process (GO): protein localization to plasma membrane
Cellular component (GO): plasma membrane
Source: RefSeq, a predicted model, not a curated record
GUCGUCGACGGGACGCGGAUCGCGGCCGGUGGGGUCUGUAGCCGGCGGGUCGGUGUCCGCUCGCUCGGCUCUUCGCCUUCUGCCCCGACGAGGCGUACCUGGCCGGGCUUCCGCAGUCAUGCUGCGGGCGGCGCGGCUGGCGCGGCCCCUCUGAGUCCCGGAACGGCGGCGAGCGCGACGGGCUCGGGUCGCCAUGCCUACCCGAGUAUGUUGCUGUUGCUCUGCUUUGCGUCCUCGCUACAAACGUCUGGUGGACAACAUAUUCCCAGAAGAUCCAAAAGAUGGCCUUGUUAAAGCUGAUAUGGAGAAACUGACAUUUUAUGCAGUGUCUGCGCCUGAGAAGCUUGAUCGAAUAGGUGCCUAUCUGGCAGAGAGGCUGAGCAGGGAUGUUGUCAGACAUCGCUCUGGGUAUGUGCUAAUUGCUAUGGAGGCUUUGGACCAGCUUCUUAUGGCCUGUCAUUCUCAAAGCAUCAAGCCGUUUGUAGAAAGCUUCCUUCAUAUGGUAGCAAAGCUCCUAGAAUCAGGGGAACCAAAGCUUCAAGUACUUGGAACAAAUUCUUUUGUCAAAUUUGCAAAUAUUGAAGAAGAUACACCGUCCUAUCAUAGACGUUAUGACUUCUUUGUAUCUCGAUUCAGUGCAAUGUGUCAUUCCUGUCAUAGUGAUCCAGAAAUACGAACUGAGAUUCGUAUUGCUGGAAUAAGAGGUAUUCAAGGUGUGGUUCGCAAAACAGUUAAUGAUGAACUUCGGGCUACUAUUUGGGAACCACAGCAUAUGGAUAAGAUUGUUCCAUCCCUUCUGUUUAACAUGCAGAAGAUUGAAGAAGUUGACAGCCGCCUAGGCCCGCCUUCUUCCCCCUCUGCAGCUGACAAAGAAGAGAACCCUGCGGUGCUAGCUGAAAGCUGUUUCAGAGAACUGCUAGGCAGAGCAACUUUUGGGAAUAUGAAUAAUGCUGUUAGGCCUGUUUUUGCGCAUUUAGAUCAUCACAAGCUGUGGGAUCCUAAUGAGUUUGCAGUUCACUGCUUUAAGAUUAUAAUGUAUUCUAUUCAGGCUCAGUAUUCUCACCAUGUGAUCCAGGAAAUUCUUGGACACCUUGAUGCUCGAAAGAAGGAUUCUCCACGGGUGCGAGCAGGUAUCAUUCAGGUUCUAUUAGAGGCUGUCGCUAUUGCUGCUAAAGGUUCCAUAGGACCAACAGUAUUGGAAGUCUUCAACACUCUGCUGAAGCACCUGCGAUUCAGUGUGGAAUUGGAAGCCAAUGACUCCCAGAGGGGAUCUGUAGGCAGUGUCACCUCAAGCUGUAAAGACAAUGAUGAGAAGAUUGUGCAGAAUGCUGUCAUCCAGACUAUAGGCUUUUUUGGAAGUAACUUACCAGACUAUCAGAGAUCAGAGAUCAUGAUGUUCAUCAUGGGGAAAGUGCCUGUUUUUGGAACAUCCACUCAUACUUUGGAUAUCAGUCAACUAGGGGAUUUGGGAACCAGGAGGAUUCAGAUAAUGUUGCUGAGGUCUUUGCUUAUGGUGACUUCUGGAUACAAAGCCAAGACAAUUGUUACUGCAUUGCCUGGGUCAUUUCUGGACCCUCUGUUAUCGCCAUCCCUCAUGGAAGACUAUGAGCUGAGGCAGCUAGUCUUGGAAGUAAUGCACAACCUAAUGGAUCGCCAUGACAACAGGGCAAAGCUUCGUGGCAUCAGAAUAAUACCAGAUGUGGCUGACUUGAAGAUAAAAAGAGAGAAAAUCUGUAGACAGGAUACAAGCUUCAUGAAAAAGAAUGGGCAACAGCUAUAUAGGCACAUAUAUCUGGGCUGCAAAGAGGAAGACAACGUUCAGAAAAACUAUGAGCUCCUUUAUACAUCUCUGGCUCUUAUAACUAUAGAACUAGCCAAUGAAGAGGUGGUUAUUGACCUAAUUCGAUUGGCCAUUGCUUUACAGGACAGCGCAAUUAUCAAUGAAGAUAACUUGCCAAUGUUUCAUCGUUGUGGGAUCAUGGCACUCGUUGCAGCAUAUCUCAACUUUGUGAGUCAGAUGAUAGCUGUUCCAGCAUUCUGCCAGCAUGUUAGCAAGGUUAUUGAAACUCGGACUAUGGAAGCCCCUUAUUUUCUACCAGAGCAUAUUUUCAGAGAUAAGUGCAUGCUUCCAAAAUCUUUAGAGAAGCAUGACAAAACUUUAUAUUUUCUGACUAACAAGAUUGCAGAGUCCCUGGGUGGAAGCGGAUACAGUGUGGAGAGGCUGUCAGUUCCUUAUGUGCCACAGGUGACAGAUGAAGAUCGUCUUUCUAGAAGAAAAAGUAUUGUGGAUACCGUAUCUAUUCAGGUGGACAUUUUAUCCAGCAGUGUGCCUUCUGAUGAUGUGGUUAGCAACACUGAAGAAAUCACCUUUGAAGCACUGAAGAAAGCAAUUGAAACAAAUGGGAUGGAAGAACAGGAAAAGGAAAAGAGACGUCUUGUGAUAGAGAAGUUCCAGAAAGCACCUUUUGAAGAAAUAGCAGCACAAUGUGAAUCCAAAGCAAAUUUGCUUCAUGAUAGACUUGCUCAAAUAUUGGAGCUCACCAUACGACCUCCUCCCAGUCCAUCCGGAACAUUGACCAUUACUUCUGGGCAUGCCCAAUAUCAGUCCAUCCCAGUCUACGAGAUGAAGUUUCCAGAUCUGUGUGUAUAUUGACUGGUUCAUGAAGACUACAACAUUUAAAAGGAUUUUAAAGUCUGAAAGCAAGGCCAAGACAAGUUUUUAGGAUUUGCAUAAUGCUUACUGACAUGUCCUGAAAUGUGAUGGGCUCUAUAUCUAACCAAUAUUUGUCACGCUGUAUUACAGGUUUAGAGACUCUGAUUUAGAGUACUUCUGAAGAUCGGCUUAUGCCACAUUAUUUGUUUUGAGGUUCCUAUUAGCUUUUAAGAUUGAACAUGUAUUGCUUUAACAUUAUGCCACUAAAUAGUAUAUUUUAAACUUUACACAGACAUGAUUUUUUUAAAAAAAAGUUGAAAAUGUAUGAAAUGUCUGCUGUAUUUCUUAAGUGUUUACACAACUGCUUAGAAAUGAAUUGCUUUUGUUUUCAUCAAAAGUAAAUAAAUUCUUGAUUCUAGGAUUGUAAUUCUCUCACGCUUCAGAUGAUCUGUGUAGACAUCCCUUCAGUCCUCCAUGGUGACGUGUGGCGGGCAUUCCUAGGGUGUCAGCGAACACUGAAUAGUGUUUCCAUCUAGGCUCCUCUCUGGAAACUGGCCAGGCCUUAUUGGGUCUAUGAUACUGUGUUUUGUGCUUCAAGUUGAGCCCUUGAGCCCUUUAGAGCUCACGCUUGGAGUACGAAAAAUGCAAUUUUUUUCACAUAUAAUGUGUUAGUUUAUAGACUGUGCUUUGAAACUAUAGUUGUAUUUUGCUGUGACUCCAUUAAUUAAAUGAAAUAUAUAUUUACUAUAGAAAAGACAUUUAAAACAGCUACCUGUUCACCUGUGUAGAGUCUAUACAUUUCAGAUUUUUAAAAUGAAUUUACCUUUUAUAUUGUACAUUAUUUUAAGUCUUAAUAGUAAAAAAUUUCCCCAGUGAACCUUAUAAUUUGUAAGGUUUGAACCAAAACUUGUGUGCAUCUCUAUUGAAAAUUAGUUAUAUACUUCAAAACGCUGCGUAUGAUCUAGCUAAGGUAUGUGAGUGUGAGCUACCUUUAUUCCAGCUUGUGAGACUGCAAGGUCAGCAUAUCCUGCACAUGCUAGGGACACCGCCACAUGUUGAAUAUAAGCAUUCUGCAAUUAGAAAAUUCUGACAGCACAGUUUUGUGGAAUCACUUAUAACUCUAGCUUUUCAAAUUCAGUUUUUGUUUUUUUUUUUUUUACAUAAAAACAGUAUUCUUAUCAAAAAUUAUAGCCCCCAAAUAAUUCAGCUUUAGUUCUGUUUUUGUUUAAAACAUAUGAAAUGAAGACUAGGGUGUAGUUUUGGUUACCUGUGUGGUUUUGGUUUCGGGGGCAACAUUAAUACAAAAAGGCAGGUAGGAAAAUGGAAAUGGGCAUAGAACAGGCAUGCCCAAAUCUUUAAUAUUUACAACAGAGUAAAACAUCUUGAAGAGGGGUCCAUUUCCUAAAGCCUCUGCCAGGACAGCCUGGGCUGCCAAUUAAGUGUAGAUCCACCUGACCUUAUCCUUAGAGGGACAGUGCAGCUGCCACUGGAAGACCAGUGCCCUGCUCCAGCUGUCACUGUAGCUUCCCCUCCCACCAGGGAAUAUGUGUCACUGGUAAUGUUAAACUUUAGGCAUUUUUGUUCCCUUUUUUCUUCAUUUUAAAAGAAGAAAUUCUUUUAAAGGCAAUUCUUGAUUGCCUUUAAAAUAUAAACAGGGGGACAUGCAAAAAAACAAUCAUCACCCACUUGGAUGCCAUUUUAUAAAUUAACACUGUGUGCUUUUGUAUGGAAAAGUGUAUAAUUUAAUAGUAUAAGAAAAGAUAUAUAUAUUCACUUGCAUUCAUGAAGAACACAAGCUUUGCUGUACAAAAUUUUUUGUUUCUUAGUUAUUUGAAAAGGCAUGCUUUGCAUGCAAAGAACCCUUGCAGUCAGUCUUUUUAUCACACCUUUAUCUUGGUAUUCAUAAACUGUUGGUUUGAGUUUUGUUACUCUUAAACUACAGUACCCUCUGGAUGUCUUAGGUCCAAUAAACUGAACUGGUCUUGUUAACAAGGAUUCCCAGGCAGUGUAUAUCUGUCUGUCUGUCCACAUUUGCAGGGAUUGCAUUUGAGCAGGUGAGCAGGCUGUGCUGUAGCUAGUUCAGGUACUGAAUCUUCAGGACUUGAUGAGGUUCGUUGCAUUGGUCUGUUUUGGCAGGUACGUAAUACUCAAAUUGUUUAUCAUUGUCCUUGCUGUUUUCAAUAGUUAUAUGUGUGACACUGAACAGUUAAUUUAAAUGUUCCUCCUAUGCUUGUGAUCAUUGUGUGUCUGUGGCUGCUUACAUAGUUUCACUGAACUUUACCUGAACUUUCAUAUUCAUUCUUUCUCUCUUUCCUCCUCUUCCUCUCCCUUCCCUCCAGCCUCCUUUAGAACCCAUUACCUUUAGAGUAAUACCACCUUUAACCAGCAGUUUAACUGCCCCGCUCCCACAAAGGGAACUCAUUUGUCUCACUAAUGAGUAUACAUGUAUUGCUGUAAUGAAGUAAGUUUUAUAAAUGUAAAAUUUCAUUGUGCAAUCAUAUGUAAGCAAUAAAACAAAAAUCGCA